CAUUCAUGCAAUCUUAUCUUCCCUCUUUUGCAUAUAAUACUGCAUGCUCUUAAUCGCUCCUAUAUAUUUAAGCACACUAUAACACUCUGCUUAUCAUUCCAGAAACAUCUUCUAAGCUAUCAUUCACUCAAAUCUUGUAAUUAAUUAAGCUCUCAUCUAGUACUAUCACUAUAUAUGGAUCAUUAUUAUUAUUAUAAUAAUUAUUAUUCAUCGUUCUCUGUUCCAGCACCAUAUGCAACUACAUCAAACUUUAAUCAAUCCCUUCCCUUCAACGAAAAUGACUCCGAGGAAAUGCUUCUAUGCGAGGUUCUUGCACAGGGAAGUGGCGGUGAUGCAGCGGAAAACUCCUCCACCGAAGAGGUGAACUCAACCACGGCGGCGCUGCAGCCACAACAACCAUCUUACAGAGGGGUAAGAAGGAGGCCAUGGGGAAAGUACGCGGCAGAGAUAAGGGACUCGACGAGGAACGGCGAGAGGGUAUGGUUGGGAACCUUUGAUACGGCGGAGGAAGCUGCUUUGGCUUACGACCAAGCGGCAUUGGCAAGUAGAGGAUCAGUGGCGGUUUUGAACUUCCCGGCAGGGAUGGUUGUUGAAUCGCUAGAGAAGAUGAUGAUGGAGUGUGGUGGGUUUAGUGAAGAUUGUUCUCCGGUGUUGGAGCUGAAGAAGAAGCAUUCCAUGAAGAGGAAGAUGGAGAACAGGGAGAAGAAACUGCUCAUGAUGAUGAAUACAAAUAAUAACAAUCAUCAUAAUCAUGUCAUGGUAUUCCAGGAUUUGGGUGCUGACUAUUUGGAACAACUUCUUACAAUCUCGUCCAACGAUGCAAUGCUAUAGGAGGAGUGUUAGAGACAAUUUUGUUGUUGGUUAAAUGUUAGCUAAAUUUUAA
Arachis ipaensis is the source of this 883-nucleotide messenger RNA. The record is from RefSeq and is a predicted model, not a curated record. Lineage: Eukaryota; Viridiplantae; Streptophyta; Magnoliopsida; Fabales; Fabaceae.